AUUCUCAGAGUGAGUAGAGAGUGAGCUUCACUUGAAAUAUGCUAUCAUGAUAUUGAUUUAAUAUUCUUUCUUUACAACCUAUGGAUAGAAAUUAAAAACAAUACAUAAUCAAUAUAUACUUCUUCUGUUCUGUUGGCAUCACUUCUGAAACAGGAUCAAAGUGCUUUAAUUUCUAUAAAAGUGAUUGUUUCUUUUUUCAAUCUAUGACGUAUGUGAAGUAAAAUUUUGAUUUAUUUUAUCGAAGGCGUGUUUAAUUAGAAACUUAUUGAGAAUAAAGGUGAUUUCCUUCUCUUUUAAGUUGAAAGGAAUUGUAACCAACAAAUGCUUGAUAGUUUGCCGAAAUAAUAUCUAGAACACAAGAUGAUCAAUUUGACGGUGAAAACAUUGGAUUCUAGGAAUCACCAGUUUUCAGUGAAUGAUGAUAUGACAGUGGAGGAAUUCAAAAGGCACAUAGCCGAUGAAGUAAAUAUAUCUGCUGAAACUCAAAGAAUUAUAUAUUGUGGACGUGUCUUACAAGAUUCAUCAAAGUUGAUAGAUCAUGAUCUGGAUGGCAAAGCUGUGCAUUUGGUGCAAAGACCUCCACCAGGCACUACUCCCUCUAACUCCUCACGUUCCAGUAGGACUUCUUCACCUCAUCCUACUCACAGAAUGUUCCGUACUUUGGAUACCAAUAAUGCAACAGUGUUUUUGGGAUCUGUCUACCCAAGUAAUUUAGAUACACAAGGAGUUUUACAUCCUCCUACCCAUACUCAUGCUUUUACUCGGCUCAAUGUAGCUAGAAGGAUGUUGAGGAGGGCAGAACAUCUGAUCUCUCAACUAGAAAAUCCAGCAGCUCCUGCCGAACCAGCCCCUCAAGAUGAUCCCCAAGAUGAAGUGCUGCCUAUUAUUGAAGCAAGGCUCUACUAUCCUGGUGCUCACACAGCAGCAGAUGAAAGCCAGAUCAUAACACAAUUUUUCCAGAACUAUUUACGCAGAGAAUCACAGAAUUCAGGAAACACAAGCACAACACCAGCACCAUCAGCCCCAACUGAGCAAAGUGCACCAAACACUUCUACUUCUCAAGCUGCGCCACCAACUGACCCGGCAGACCCAAGAUUUCCUGAGAACGCCACAAGAACAGCCCAAUUGGCUGAAGUAUUGACAACGCUUAACCAGGUGCAGCUAAGAUUUGCCCCUUUCUUGGAGAGGUACCAAAAUUUUAUGCGUGAUGACCCUGUUGUUACUUCACAAGAGGAAAUUCGCAAAGUACAGAUGGAGAUGGAUAAAGUAUCGGAAGUGAUGCAUUAUUUGAGUCAUGCUUAUCACUCUCUCAGUGACGUUAUAUUGAGAGUCAGAAACACGCCACCUAGGCCACUCCUGACCCGACCACUCAUGUUGCAACAGUCGGCUUUUGUUCAAACUCGUAUGGGGAUCCCGAUUCAAGUUGAGGCGCAAAUCAACUUAUCCGAUAGGUCAGGUGCCAGCACUGGCGGUAACCAGGCCCCUCAGACCGGUGAAUCUGCUCCGCCCAAUACCAUCGCCCCUACUGCCACGCCCCAAUCGUUCUCCAGCCAAGCAGUACCGAUGAUCAGUACCGUACGUGUUCCUAUCCCAUUGGACAUCAGAGGUUUCCUGCCCACUCAGAGCGUCAGUUCGUCUGGCGCUGGUAGGGAGACUGCUGGCUCCGCCCCCGUCGGGGGCGGGGCUUCGGCCACAGCCACCUCGGCGUCGCCUUCCAGCAACCGCAGCGGCAGUGGUUCAGCCUCGACCUCCUUCAGUUCAUCCGAUCCCGAGGUAGAGCUCAUCAUGGAGGUCACACCUGAAGUUUUAAGGGGUGGAUCUAUAAAUGGACAACAACCAGCCAACUUCAUUCAUACUAUGAUGCAGAUGGCCACCGAGCUUAUAAAUGGUACAGGACGUGAUGCUGUUGCUGCUGCUGCUUCGAGGCAUACCUCCGCUACCAGUGCUCCACCACUGACUCCUACACCACCUGCACAAAACUCACAGGCUCGUGGUAACAAUCAGACUAAUCCAACCAGUUCAACACAGACUAGAUCGACUCCUAGGCCACAUGUUCACUUGCACCAUCAAAACAUACCAUCAGGCUUCGAUCCUUAUUUACCCUGCCAUUCUCAUCACGUCAACAGGCGUAGGGUGUUCAGUGGAGAUUCUGCUUCAACUGCACAGAGUCAACCCACUGCGGAAACUGCAAGCGCAAGAGUCAGACCGGAAGAAAGGCAGAAUCUUGCGAAUGAAACUCUCCAUGGAACACUACAUCGUGCUGUAAACAGAUUGUUGGAACACGUUGGAAUUGGUGACGUUCCCCAAGUUGGUGGGGACGAACCUUUUGUCCUCCCUGGUGUAAUACCCAAUGUUAGGGAUAGAAGAUACAAUUUAGAGGCUGUUUUUGGAGAAUUCAACUUCGCUGGAACUUAUGUCAAUGGAGAAAGCAUAUUCCGAGAUAUUAUUGUAUUACUAUACAAAAGUUUGUCUUUGAGGACUAUAUUGCGAUUCCAUAUGGGUGAUUAUUCGCAACUCCGAUAUGUAAUGACUCAACUUCGUGGGUACCUUUCGUCCCUUUCACUUGAACGUGGCUCAGGUAAUGAUGCAGUCGUGGAACGAUUCAUUGAUGAAUCUUCUGGGUUACUGGAGACUUUGUCGAGAAUGCCUUUUUGGGGCGAUGUUGAUAUAAGGGCCUCAUUGAUAAAGUAUAUACGUGCCAAGUUACCCGAUAUAUUGGAACUUAUCGCUCGUGAAUUAGAAUACGAUAAUUCAUGUUCUACCCUUUUGUUGGAGACCAUAAUCACUACAGUUAAGGAAUUGAGCGCUUUGAUAUUCCGCGCUUGUAAUAGGAAUAUUAACGCAGCUGAAGUGAUAUUCAGACAACUUAUGGGUAGGCAUUUUAGCGGUCUACCUGAAGAAUUAUUGGCUUGGUUUGCUCCAGAUGGUUACUCAUUCGUACUUCAAUUUUUGAAAAGAAAUGCUUAUCUAAUUGGUUCCAUUGAGUCAUUCAUUGUUACAAAACCUACAGUCAAGCCAGUUGUACCAGAGGAAUCGGGUCAAAGCAGCACCAAGAAGGUCGAAGAAGAGCCGAUGGAAGUUGAAGAAGCCCAAGUUGAAAUGGUGGACGAUGAAAAAAUUCCCGCACCAUCGAAACCCGAAGAAGAUGAACCAGAACCUCUACCCAGUGUUGUGAAUGGUUCACAACCAUGGCACAAUCAAGUGCCCGCUGAUUGGGUACCGAUAAUCAACAGAGAUGUACAACAACAAAGAAAAUUGAAUAUCCAAACACCAUUUAGUGAUGCUUAUUUAUCAGGUAUGCCAAGUAAACGAAGAAAAAUAGUUCAUAAUUCGAAGAGACACGGAGUUCCAUUGCCCCAAGUGAUAUCAGAAAGUGUGAAAAAAGCCGUCAGUAAUACUGGACUAUCAGGAGUGGCACCUUUGGAGACUGUAUCAAGAUUAGCGGGACAAUCGCAAGAAAUUCAAACUGCUUAUAGAACGUUAUUGAGGAACACCGUUCAAGAAGGAUUGAGAGAUAACACAGAUUUCAAUCCUGAAAGGUUUCCAAAUGCUGCUAGUUACUUUUUCCCCAAAUAGAGGAUAACUUAUUAUAAAUAGCUUGCUAAUGCAGACAUUUUUAGCUGAACGAAAUAUUCCAUUGCAACAUAGUAUGAAUAAUUUUCACGUUCAAUGUCCAUUGUCCCGAGUUUGUAGAUUAAAAAAAAAAACAUUAUAUGGCUCAAAUUUAUCGUCUAAUAACCAUCUCACUGUUUUGAUUUUCAACUGAUAAAUCUAAAUUCUAUCUUUUACUUCCAUUAAAUAAUGUGUUAAUUUGGAAGUUGAUUCACCUAAUUUAUCAAUUUCUAUGUAUGAAUAUGUUUAAUAGAUAAUUUACAAUUA
Molecule: messenger RNA, 3879 nt
Organism: Harmonia axyridis
Lineage: Eukaryota; Metazoa; Arthropoda; Insecta; Coleoptera; Coccinellidae
Product: large proline-rich protein BAG6
Exons: 19
Coding region: 361-3576 (1071 amino acids)
Cellular component (GO): BAT3 complex
Molecular function (GO): polyubiquitin modification-dependent protein binding; misfolded protein binding
Source: RefSeq, a predicted model, not a curated record